Clarias gariepinus (North African catfish) is the source of this 4040-nucleotide messenger RNA. RefSeq names its product integrin alpha FG-GAP repeat containing 1 (gene itfg1). The transcript is spliced from 18 exons. The coding region runs from base 19 to 1833 and encodes 604 amino acids. The record is from RefSeq and is a predicted model, not a curated record. NCBI's taxonomy places the organism in Eukaryota, Metazoa, Chordata, Actinopteri, Siluriformes, Clariidae. Gene Ontology annotation, cellular component: plasma membrane.
UGAACUACACCAACCAGGAUGUGGCUCUCUACACAUUAUACCGCGUUAUUAUCUUUAAUAUCGGCUGUUUUAUUGCACUAUGGGGCGUCCGGGCUUCAGGACGUGACCCGGGAUUUAUUCGGCCCGGAGAAUUCAGGCACGGUGGCCGCCUUCGGAGACUUUAACUCGGAUAAACAGACUGAUGUGUUCGUCAUAAGGAAAGACUCUGAGCUGCUGAUUUUCUUGGCUGAUGUUAAAACGCCGUAUUUCAAACCCAAAGUGCGUGUGAAGAAAGACGCGUUUCCGAGUGGGGUGAGUAGGAUCAGCAGUGUGGUUCCAGCUGAUUAUGACGGAGACUCUCAGAUGGACGUUCUCCUCACGGGUCACGACUCAGACCUGCAGCACACCAAAGUCUUCGUCUUCUGGGGGAACAACCAAACUCUGAAUCAAAGUGACCGAGUCGACCUGAACGGGACCUUUAAUGAUCAGCCUCUUGUCAUGGAUUUCGACGGCGAUAUGAUUCCGGACAUUUUUGGAACUGUGGGCGAAUCCACUGAGGUCUGCUACCUGCGUGACAGGAAGCCGAGGUGCAAGAAAGCUCUCGAGUCAAACGUGCAGGUCCGCGUUCCUCACUCCAACGCCUUCAUCGACCUGAACAAGGACUUCACGGCCGAUUUGUUUCUCAGCACAGGAUCGAAUCCAGCGUUCGCGUUUGAGACAUGGAUCAAUACGGAUGGAAACUUCACCAAGAACUACACGGUAAAGGCGCCAGAGAACGUCAAACGAGUCGGCCAGUCUGCUUUCGUCGAUUUCGAUGGCGACGGUUCUCAGGAUCACCUCCUGCCCGUCUGUAUGGACGACGCGUGCACCAAAAGCGCCAUUUACCUGGCGAGGCCUGGAGAGACUGAGUGGAUCCCUGUCCUGACAGAUUUCCAGAGGAAAGACUCACUGUGGGGUUUUGUCCCUCCCCCGGACACGCUUUCGAAAGACGGUCUUCACCCCCCCAUCACGCUACACCUGGGCGACUACAACCUGGACGGGUUUCCUGACGCUCUCGCAAUCCUGAGAAACACCAGCAACAGUGCUCAGCAGCAGGCGUUUCUCCUGGAGAAUGUGGAGUGUAAUAACGUGAGCUGUAAAGACGCAGGACGUACGUUCCACGUGCACUGGGACCAGCCCGACCUGAACGCCAUCCCCAAAGCCGUCGUGGCCACCUUCUUCGACAUCUACGAGGACGGAAUUUUGGACAUGAUCGUGCUGAGCCAGGCGGAGGGGAAGGAGGAGCUCACCAUCCACGCCCUGAAGAACAACUUCGAGGCUGAUGCUUAUUUCGUUAAAGUGAUUGUACUCAGUGGACUGUGCUCUAAUGACUGUCCUGACAAAGUGAAGCCAUUUGGUGUGAAUCAGCCCGGUCCAUAUGUCAUGUACACGUCAGUGGACUCUAACGGCUAUCUGAAGAACGCCUCCGCGGGUCAGCUAAGUCAGUCAGCAUAUCUCUCGCUCCAGCUCCCCUACACCGUCCUGGGCCUCGGUCGCAGUGCCAACUUCCUGGAUCACCUUUUCGUUGGCAUCCCCCGACCCCCCGGAGUCAAGGACACUAGAAAACAGGAAUGGACCGCCAUAAUCCCUAACUCUCAGCUCAUAGUCAUCCCAUAUCCAAAUAGUGACCCUCACAGCUGGAGCGCUAAACUGUACCUGACUCCCAGUAACAUUGUGCUGCUGACGGCCGUGGCACUGAUCGGAGUGUGUGUUUUUAUCCUGAUCAUCAUCGGAGUGCUACACUGGCAGGAGAAGAAAGCAGAUGACCGCGAGAAGAGACAAGAAGCUCAUCGCUUCCACUUCGACGCCAUGUAAGGAUCCGGGGUGUGUCAUGGGGAAAAAAGAAGUUUCAUCAUAAGCAUUCAUCUCACUGAAGAAUUUAUUUAAUAAAUUAUUUGAUGUUUCACCCACUGGAUAUAUUUUUUAUGUUUCUUGAAUUGAAUACGUUAUUGAAUGUGUGAGAUCUCUGGGAAAGUGUGGCGGUUAUUCCUCACUUCUGAUUUUUUUUUUUGUUUAUGAUUGUUUUAUUUAUAUAUGGUGGACGUUUACUUGAACGUUACAUUACAUUAUAUGCUUAUAAAUGAUGCAAACAGGGAGUAUUGAUUUUGACAAAAAGCAAUGAAAGAUUUCAGUGCCAUUUUAUUUGUCCUUUCGGCAUAAAGUAUUAAAUAUAGUUUUUUUUGUUUUUUUGUUAGUUUUUUUUGCAUACGCUACAAAAGGGAAAAAUUGUGUCUCUUGGGCAAAAGAAAAAUACCAGGAUGAGUUUUGGGAGAUUAGUCUUUAUUUUUAGUGCUUGUUUUGAUGUGCUCAAACAAAAUAACUGCACCAGUCACAUUUGUCUGGCUUGCUCUUUUUUUGCCUGUGAAUAAAACUGAAAAUGUUUUCUGUACUGAUCAAUAAGAAAUAACACUGUAUGUAUGCAUUUUGAACCUUUUUGUCUUACUAUAAGAGUGCAUUCAGUGGUCUGUUCAAAUGGCCUUCAAUCAAGUAGUGUUUAGUGACUGAAGUUUUCUUCCCUUGUUUUGCACUGCCAGUAAUGACAUCAUCAUUUUACCACCAUGUGCUCACACAGUUUGGAAAUUGGCAGUCUAAUAAAACAGCAGAGUUUAUAAGGUUAUGUUUAAAAAGCAAUUAAAGUUGAAUUGGAGGUGUACAGGAUGGCGCAAAAGUCUGGAUGCUUAGGCAUUUUUUAUUGUAUGUGGGUUUUUUUCUGAUUUCAAACCUAAGAUGGUUAUGAAGCUAACAAUACAAGUACAGUAAAAAAAACAAAAAACAAAAUCAAAAUUAUUUUCCUUUUGUCCAGCAGAUUGUUGUUUGAUAUUAUUUAUACUUUUAAAUACAUUUUUGCUUAUGGAUCCAAACUUUCGGGCCACCCUGUAUUAAAUGUUGAAAUGUUUCAAACUUACAAUCCUGCUUUCAGACUUUAAGCUAUAAUUGCCAUGUGAUAAUAAUUUAGCCCAUUAAAGAAAUAAGGUUAAGUUCAUAAUAAGUCAGCAAAAUGGACAUGCACACUACGUCUCUGACCCCAUGACCCUUAACCUAUGAAAUAUGAAAACUCUGCAUAAUUUUUUUUUAAUCUGUAGAACAGUUACACUGUUAAUUGAUGUGUUAGUUGAUGUGAAAGGUUUUUGUUUGAGAAUGCAGUUUUAGCAUUAAUAGAAAGGUUAGACUGUUUUUUUUUUUUUUUAAUUGUUUGUUUAAACACAUUACUAUGGACAUGUGUGCUUAGUACCAAUAAGGGAACUGAUUCGACUCCAUGGUGGAACUGUACCUGUACUUUCUAAGUUUACAGCCCUGAACAACUUCAGUAAACUGUUUAAGCUGCUGAGGACGUGUGAAGAUUUAGACGCCGAUAUUGCACAAAGCUAAACCUGAGGCUAUAAAGCUUCCAUUACUUCUUAGCUACACUAGCCUAAAGGCUUCAGUGCAAAAUUUAGAAAGCAAACAUAUCUUGGGUACAGUACAUUGCCACAAGUAAGAUUUGAAUGUUUGUGCAGACAGUUUAUCUCAAGUGUGCAUAUUUUGCUCAAGUUUUCCAUUAAGAAUGUUAGUUUCUUGUGUUAGUUUCAUGUUGACCCGUUAGGUCCAAUCAGAGAGAAGCUGGUGCACAAAUGGGAAUAAUGGGAAUAAUGGGAGUCGUGCUCAUCCUUGUCUUUGCUCCAAACAGCUUACAUACUAUGAACAAUAAAACGAUGAUCAGUGUAUAAUAAGUGAACAUUGAAAUUGUUUGCGAUCUUUAUUUUGAUUUUUUUUCUCUGUGAACGUGUUUGUUAAUAAUGUAUGAUUGUUAAGAGCUUUGUUAAUAGAUCAUAACAUCUAAAAUGUUAUAUUCCAUGAUCUCAAAGUACUCAUUUUUACUUUUUAUUUAACUUUCACUUCAUUGCCUUAUUGAAUUACCAGAUUUUUUUUUUUGCUGUGGGUAAUACAACUUGGUCAUUAACACAGGUGGUGGUGUUUGUAUUUUUGAUUAUUUCUAGAUGUGUAUUAAUUUUUGUGCAACAUUGGGUUGAAUGUGAAUUAAU